AUUGAUAACUCUGGGAGUUUCACAACUCCCUGACUUAGCAUUAUGAAUACGCUAGACACCUCCGCCCGUGAUUACAAACGAUAUUUUGUGGUUUUAUAGCCACACUUUCUUUGGUUUAAGAUCACCUCAAAUAUCAUUCCAUAUUCUGGAAUUGUAUUAUUUGUGUUAUGUCUUCGCGGAUGUUUGCAUCAUUUUAAAGCUAUUGUGCUUAUUUCUUCAAUGGAUUUGCAACUCUAGUACCGUAAAGUAAACAAUUAAAACAAGCGCCUGUAAUAGUCUAUACUAGCCUAAAUAUAUUUAUGUCUCGAAUACACCGAAUUUAAUACGGUUAAAACAUUGGAGGCUAAAGCAUCACAGCCAAAUUCGUUGUUGCGCGAUCACGGCGAAUCCAUAGCACGUAGUCAGAUAAAAGCUUAGGGGGCGGUUUGUCUGGUUUUAAUUGUUUGGUUUGAUUAUGCGCUAUUCCCAAACGAAGAAAGGAAUUUUGGAUUCUGGGAGGUCGCGCAACAACGAAUUUGGCGAUAAGAUCGUGUCAAUAAACGAUAAACCCAAGGAUUCGAGGUCUAGGUUCAGGUGUAGAAAUCUGGCCCUCUUCAUUGUGAACUGAGAGUCCCUCGUCUUUUCGGAUAAGGUAGGCAACACUUAUGGUUGUAAAACUUCGUGAAGCUCGUUAUCUAUCAUUGAAUAACAAGUCACCAUUAAUGCGAUGAAUGAUAUCGUAAUAACGGCUAUGAAAAAUACUAUUACUUUGAGUUUUUCCUCUUCUUUUGUAGAUCAGAAAGGGCCGGGGAAGGUGUAGAUACAAAAUACAAACUUGCAUACUAUAUAACACCCCGUUAACAUGCAUUCGUUUUAGUUCGAAGACGCAGCCUUUUAGUUUGGAAUUUAACACGCAAUACGAAGGGUAUUUACUUCGAAAAGGCUCGUCUUUGGCUAAGCUACACAAACACGCAGAAAAGGAUGUGCAAGGAAGGCAGCCACGUACUAACAGUUCCCUUCGCUUGCAAAUCAAGCAGGGAAAAAUAAAGAAACAGCACAAGAUCUUAUCCGAAAAUAUAAGAAUGGAAUCCUUUAUUCCUCUAUUGGCUGCUGUAGCUCUCUUCAGUCCGUCAUGUUCUGGAAUCGGCUGCCCGCGGCCGGCGGACCCCUGCCUAAGCUACACCGAGAUUAACAACACCCAAAGAAGUGUAUCAAACAAGUUAAACCCGGGCGCAACCGCACUUUGCGAUUACAUGCUCCAGUCGGGAUGGUAUCGUUUCACGGGUGAAACUGGUGGAGAAAUUCCAACAUCUAAGCCAGAGCCAAACUCAUGUGGAACUGUAGCUCCAAUAUGGAUGAGAGGGACACUUCCAAAUAGCACAUGGAUGGUUAUGAAUGUAACCGCGUGCAUCAACCUUGCGAAUGUGCAAGAAGGAUGUGCUAGGACGAUUGAUAUAUGUGUGGAGAAGUGCGAAGCAGGAUUUUUUUGUUUACUACCUUAGACCUCCACUUGGAUGCUCAAUGGCUUACUGUGUUGUGGGAAAAGAGUCCUGCCAAGGUGGUGAUGUUUCUAAUUGUACAGUUUUAGGAAACACAACACAACUUCCAACAACACAACUUCCAACAACACAAAUGCCAACAACACAAAGUCCAACAGCACAAAUGUCAACAACACAAAGUCCAACAGCACAAAGUCCAACAGCACAAAUGUCAACCACGGAUGCUGGCGACAUAAUUAGAGGAAACACAACACAACUUCCAACAGCACAAAUGUCAACAACACAAAGUCCAACAACACAACUUCCAACAACACAAAGUCCAACAGCACAAAGUCCAACAGCACAAAUGUCAACCACGGAUGCUGGCGACAUAAUUUACGACUUCAUAGAAAACUUCCACAUUAUCGGGUUUGAAGCGAGAGGUCCCCGCCAGAACGUCACAAUAAUCGCCUGGUCUACAGCCCUGGGGAGCAGCGUACGUGUCGUUGAGUGUGUAAGAAUUCGUAUUACUUCCCGCUUCGUUGCUGAUAUGGAUGUCAUGGCCAACACCAAACGUUGGACCGUACCAUACGUGGUCAUAAAUGGCAUAUUGAUCAGAUAUUCCUCUCAGCGGUAGCUUGGCCGGGCUGUACCCGUUCUUGUUGUACAAGGUGUAAAGAAACGCCUUGCUGGACCACUGAUAUGCACUGUUAAACACUUUAGAGGAAAAGACAUUGUAUUUUGAAAAUAAUAGUUUUAACAUUGCCUAAAAGCAAAGCUCCAAACCAAAACAAAAGGAAGAUGACUUCAAACAGCACGUGACCAUUCCGUUUCACCCCUCUGACACUGAAGACACAUGAAGUCUCACAAUAUUAGUUGAAGAUUUUUAUUUCAUGAAAUACGAAAUAUAUGUUUUUGAUGACGUCGUAUUACAUCGCACGCCAUAUGACUAUCCUGCUAGCUCCCCUUGACGCCUUCAUAACAUAUCCUAAGCCUUGUUGUCUGAAGAUGACGCCUUCAUAACAUAUCCUAAGCCUUGUUGUCUGAAGAUGACGCCUUCAUAACAUAUCCUAAGCCUUGUUGUCUGAAGAUGACGCCUUCAUAACAUAUCCUAAGCCUUGUUGUCUGAAGAUGACGCCUUCAUAACAUAUCCUAAGCCUUGUUGUCUGAAGAUGACGCCUUCAUAACUUAUCCUAAGCCUUGUUGUCUGAAGAUGUUUCAAUGGUGAGUGAUGUGGAUAUUUUCGUUCAUUCGUUCGAUAUGUGGAAUUUUUUGAUGACGUAUCGACUUCAAAGAUCACGUGACCAUCUUUUUGCACCCCCCCCCCCCUUCCCCCCACCUUUGACAUCUACAUGACACAUAACAAGUUUAGUUGCCAUGCGAUGUUUCUUUUAAAAGAUAUGGUAAUUUUUUUGGCUUUUUGAUUAUAAUUUUUAGUUUUAAUGACCUUAGCAUUUCUUUUUAUUUAUGUGACGUCAUUGAUAGCGUAAAAUAUCACGUGACCAUAUUAUCAGGUAUGAUCACCAAACUUGGUAGGUGUCAUGUAUUUGUCAAGGGAGUGCAAAGAUGUGGUCACGUGAUGCGUGCAAAAUUAUUCCGAUUUAAUUAAGAACAAGAAUAUAAAUAUCUCAUAUGACAACCAAACUUGGUAGCUAAUAUAUAUGUGACAAGGGGUUGGAGCGAGAUAGGCGUGUGAUGUGUGACGAGGCGAUGCCGUCAUAAAAAAAAGGAAGCAAAAAUAUUCAAAUUUUGUGAUAUAAAAAUUGUAAACCAAAUAAAAUUGGAAGACGUCAUGUGAAUGUAAAGGCGUCAUGUGAAUAUAAAACAAAAUGGGCAAGUGUUGCGUGACGUCAUCGAUGGUAGAAUCAUCGUCAGCCUUUAAAAGACAAAGUCGACAUAAAGGCGGAUUUGGUAUUUUGAAAACCUAACCUCCGCGACAUCCUCGUUAAAGCCAAGCUACCCUCCAACCGCUCUACCACCAACCAACCUCCCGGUGCCUUCCGUUGCGGAAAAAACGGCCUAAUCUGCCCAUAUACCAGAACCUAAGAACCAGAGCCUAAGAAGCUACACAUUUUUUCUCAACAGGUGAAACACGACCUAUAACCUUCCACAUAACCUGCAAUACUAAAAACGUAAUUUAUAUGUAACCGCUGUAACCUCCAAUAUAUUGGGGAAACUAAACGCAAAUCAAAAGAACGCUUUAAUGACCACCGCAGAACUAUAGACUCAUCAUCUCGAUCCACACCGACCCACGCCGCUGAACACUUUUUGCAACCUCACCACUCCUCAUCUGACACAGAGCUCAUACCUAUUCAAAAACCAAAAAAUAACCGCGACUCCAUCCGCAAAGCAAGAGAAGCCACACUAAUAGCUCGCGCUGGCACUCUUGAACUCGGUGGCCUCAACCGACGUGAAGAAAGCGUUUAGUAAUCCACACCACCCUAUUUAUCAUCACCCGCUAUUUUCUUUAAGUUACUCCUUACUUAUUUACUAUUUUUAUCCUUUGUUAGUUAAUCAUCAAUGAACUUUGUACAUAUACUAGCUGUAACAUGCCAUUGUAACUCAUUUAUCAGGUAUUGGCCUGCCGAAAUAUCGUUAAAAAAAUCUGCGUUGUUGUCGACUUUUUCUUUUAAAGGUUUUAUUAAUUAAUCAACUGUCGACGCAGACUAAAAGGUCCGAAACACACCAGCAGAUAGAGGCUGUCCGGUGGUUUCUUUCAACGUCUUUGCUAAUUUAGAUGUCAUGUAGCUCAAGGAGAUAGUCACCUGAUGUGUGACGUAAUCAGUAGCGUCGCAAGCAGUCGUAAAGCGUUCUAUUUCAAUUAUUGAACAAAAAUAAGCAGUUAUGGAGCUCCCCUUUUUGGCAGUGCUAACAUAUAUAUAUAUAUUUAGGGAGUAUUAUAGUACUUGGUGGUUUCAGUACAUUCCUAUGGGAUGUGCUCCAACCAAGCCAAGUCUAUACUACUCACUGUCGUAUGGUAUCACAUUUUGGUGAAACUAUAUGGUAUCACAUUUUGGUGAAACUAUAUGAUAAAAGAUUUUGGUGAAACUAUAUGGUAUCACAUUUUGGUGGAACUAUAUUAUAAAACAUUUAGGUGAAACUAUAUGGUAUAAUAUUGUGGUGAGACUAUAUGAUACAAGAUUUUGGUGUCAGCUUAUGAAUAAAUUACUGGAACUAUA
Molecule: messenger RNA, 4636 nt
Organism: Nematostella vectensis (starlet sea anemone)
Lineage: Eukaryota; Metazoa; Cnidaria; Anthozoa; Actiniaria; Edwardsiidae
Exons: 7
Coding region: 1402-2094 (230 amino acids)
Source: RefSeq, a predicted model, not a curated record